Pyricularia grisea is the source of this 726-nucleotide messenger RNA. RefSeq lists its product as uncharacterized. The transcript has a single exon. NCBI's taxonomy places the organism in Eukaryota, Fungi, Ascomycota, Sordariomycetes, Magnaporthales, Pyriculariaceae. Gene Ontology annotation, cellular component: cytoplasm. The record is from RefSeq and is a predicted model, not a curated record. Bases 1 to 726 code for a protein of 241 amino acids.
AUGGAAACGACUUACAAAUCCUUGGCCGAUCGGGUCGUUUCCAGAUGGCACCAUCACGUGGAGAAACACACCACCACUACCGACCGCGACCAACCCGUGCCACGACUUUUGAUCGCGCUUGCAGGUCCUCCCGGCUCGGGAAAGACGACAAUCGCAACCAACGUAGUCAAAAUCUUGGAAAACAGACGCGGUGACGAUCCCACCACGCCCAAAACAAUCGCAGUCUCGGCCGACGGCUUCCACCUCCCGCUCGCUACGUUACGCGCCCUCCCAAACGCCGAGGAGGCCAUCGCCCGGAGGGGGGCGCCGUGGACUUUCGACGGGCUGGCUGCGGUAGCGCUGACCCGAGAGCUGGGAAAGACGCCGCGGGCGACCGUGUCCGCGCCGACGUUUGACCACGCCGUCAAGGAUCCGGUGGCGGACGGGUUGUGCGUGGGUCCCGACGUGGACGUCUGCCUGCUCGAGGGAAACUACCUCCUGUGCGACGAGGAGCCGUGGUCGGGCGUCGCCGCGGAGGUGCACGACCGCUGGCUGGUCUCGGUCGCAGAGGACCUGGCCAGGGCGAGGGUGGCUGCGCGGCACGUCGCGGCCGGGAUCGAGCCUGAUUUGGAGAGCGCCCUGAGGAGGACAGAUGGGAACGACAUGAUCAAUGGGCGUUUUGUCAUGGAGAAGAGUAAAGGGAGAUAUGAUAUGCUAGUGGAGAGCGUGGAGGAGGCUCGGAAUUAG